UGCAAGAGUAGACUAUGAGAUUGGAAUUAAUUGUUUCGCGCCAUACUCUGACUACCUCGUCCUAAACAUAUCAUCUCCCAACACACCUGGCCUUCGCUCCAUGCAGAGGAAAUCUGAUUUGGAAAAGUUAUUACUGCAUACAAAAUAUGUGCUUGACCAAAUGAAACUUGAUUCGCCACCCAAAGUUUUGCUUAAAAUUGCACCAGAUCUAAUUGAAUCUGAAAAGAAGGAUAUUGCAAAGGUCGUUGUUGAUCCCAAAUAUGGAGUUGACGGUUUGAUAGUCUCUAACACCACAAUAUCUCGGCCAGGCAAUCUCCUUAGUGAUAAGCGGACCGAAAGUGGUGGACUUAGUGGAGCUCCGUUACGAGAGAUGAGCACUGAAUGUGUAAGGGAAAUGUACAGAUUGACUAAGGGUCAGAUGCCUAUAGUUGGAUGCGGUGGCAUUGCAAGUGGGAAAGAUGCUUAUGAAAAAAUUCGUGCUGGUGCUUCAGUGGUUCAGCUCUACUCAGCGCUUGCUUUCCAAGGAUUCCCAGUUGUAGGAAAGAUCAAACGAGAGUUGGUUGAACUGCUCAGAAAAGAUGGUUUUUCAAAUGUCACGGAAGCGAUCGGUGCCGAUCACCGGUUUUUAAUCACUAGUAGCAUUCACUAGUG
Messenger RNA from Strongylus vulgaris, 651 nucleotides. The record is from the annotation of a GenBank genome assembly. Lineage: Eukaryota; Metazoa; Nematoda; Chromadorea; Rhabditida; Strongylidae.